UCCCCGAAAUAAGAAGCAAGGAAUCCCCUCCAUUUCUCCCCUUUUCCCUCUCUUUUCAAACCCUAAAAAGAAAAAGAAAAAUCCUAACCCUAGUUCUCCCUGGAGAUGAGAUGGGAAAUGGAGAUGUACGAGAUCGAAUCAGUGAUGGAGACGAUCUGGGACCUCCACGACAAGAUCAGCGACGCAAUCCACUCCAUCUCUCGAUCCCAUUUCCUCGAUUCUAUCAAAACCCUAACCAAGAAGAGGAGGAAUCAGUUCGAUUCGAUGGGAGGAGGAGGAGGAGGAGGAGAUGGCGAUGAGAAGGGAGGGUUUGUGUUCAUGAAGGAUUUCAGGGUUGAUGAUGAUGCGGCCAUGGCGGAGGCCAGGAGUCUCAAUGCGAUUAGGACUGCGCUUGAGAGUUUAGAGGACCAGCUCGAGUUCUUUCACACUGUUCAAUCACAGCAACGGGCUGAACGAGACGCGGCUCUAGCAAGGUUGGAGCAAAGUCGCAUCAUUCUUGCAAUGAGAUUAGCUGAUCACCAGGGAAAGAAAUGCAAAGUGAUUGAAGAAGCCUUAGCAUUUGUGGGUGAUGUGCGUGAUGCAAGUCGCUUUGUUUCUCCGGAGAACCUCUUUGACAUGCCAAGAGAUCAGGCAGGUGAGAACCUGGAGGAACAGAAGGGGGAAAAAUUGAGUACCUUGAUGCGGAUGUUGGUGUCCAGUUUGUCGUUGGCAAAGGAUUCACUAAAGAUGGAGAAAAUUGGAGGAGUGUUAGGCAAUGCUGCUCUAUUUGCUGUAAGCAUGCUUGCUUUUCUGCAGCUACAUCAAGUAGCUCUCAGGGCUCCACGGAUUGGGGAUCAGCAGAGGAUUGAGCAGCGAGAUGGUUCAGCUCAGACAAGGCAUUUUGAUGUGUUUUCAGCUCGGGGAUAAACUGCGAGCGAGUUGCAUGCCGAGGUAAAUGAAUGUAAAUGUUGUUGUUUUUUUUCCUUGAGUUGUUUGGUAGGCGAUAGGAGAGAUGUACGUCUCUUUUGGUAGGGGUAGUCGUGUUCCUCUUCGUGUUAGUGAAUGAAAUGUAAUCUUCUGGUUCUGUGGGUGUGUUUUUAUCAGAACCAUCUUUUUUCAAUACUCCGGCUUCCUCGUGA
Molecule: messenger RNA, 1118 nt
Organism: Asparagus officinalis (garden asparagus)
Lineage: Eukaryota; Viridiplantae; Streptophyta; Magnoliopsida; Asparagales; Asparagaceae
Product: plastid division protein PDV1
Exons: 2
Coding region: 106-906 (266 amino acids)
Biological process (GO): chloroplast fission
Source: RefSeq, a predicted model, not a curated record